ACCUUUACUGGGUGUGUACCCGUAAGGAAGUGAGUACUCAUUCAGUUCGUAAAAGCGACAGGUGAGCCCGCAUUAUUCUCUGUCGCAAGAAGAGUUCCAGACAUCUGGGAUGGAUUUGUUUAAUUUGAGGUCGCUUGCCAUUUUGCUGUCAGCUGUUGGAUGCUGCAACGGGCAGAGCGUACUGCCAGCCGGGCCCUUGGAGGGAGUACAGGGAAAGAACGUCACGUUCAAAACCAUUAUCAUCCCCACAGAUGUUGGAAACUUUAUCACAGUAUCCUGGAAUUUCAACGGUGGUAGUGGACUUGUACCUGUUGUCACUUCUGCGCCCAACGGAGAGACAGUUGGCGCUGGUUACGCAGGAAGAGUAUCACUGAAUUCAUCCACCGGCGUAUUAAAUCUGGCAUCCUUGACGGCAAAGGAUGGCGGAGACUAUGCAGUGACUAUGGUCACUAAUGCUGCAGUACAGCGCACAGGUGCAACGUUGCUCAAAGUUCUAGAACCGGUCUCCGCCGUGACCAUCACGUCCAACCUGAACGAAGCGGUCGAGUUCAACAGCACUGUGGUCUUGACCUGUUCGGCCAAAGGCUCCUUCCUCACGUACAAGUGGCUCAACGGCACCACCCCGCUGGUCACCGACGGGAAGCAUGUGACCUUGAGUGCAAACUCCACAGUGCUGACCGUGGCUGGAGUGUUCAGGAAGGAUCUGGUCGGACCCAUCUACUGCACGGCCUUCAACAAUCUAGAGAGUGACAACAGUGCCCCCUUCAACCUCACUGUCACCUAUGGGCCAGAAAACAUCGCCAUGACAGUCACCCCCACCGCUGAGAUCCAAAAGAAGGGUUCCAACAUUACAUUGACCUGCUCAGCCCAGUCUAGCCCUGCGGCUGUGCUUCAGUGGAUCCGCAAUGGAGUCCCGCUCAAUGUGGUGGGCCCCAAGCUGGUACUGGACAACGUUGCCGUGGCACAGAGUGGAAACUACUCCUGCAUGGCCAGCAACGCCAAAACCUUGCGAUACCUGGAAUCCACAACAGCCAAGUUCACUGUAGUCGAGGCCAUAUCCGGCGCUAAGAUCACAGGCCCCAAUGGUACGCUUGUUGCAGGUAACAGCACGGCCAACCUGAGCUGCCAGGCAACCACCGGCACCGCCGACGCCCGAGUGUGGCUGAAGAAUGGUGCGGCACUGUCUCCUAGCAACAGGGUCGUGGUCUCGGCAGACAAGAGCUCGAUCACGAUCAAGCCAGUGCAGAAGGAGGACAGUGGGGAGUACCAGUGCAAGCUGACCAAUGCUGUGAGCACAGACUCUGCCAGCCUCAAGAUAGUGAUCAGUUUUGGUCCUGAGACUGUGUCCGUGAAGGGGGUAAAUUCCGUAAAGGUGACAGAGCCUGUGAUGCUGAAGUGUGCCGCGGUCUCUCUCCCUGCUGCCACCUACACCUGGAAGUUCAAUGGGACGCUGACCGGCGUGAUGACAUCCGAGUACGGCAUCGAUGCCGCUGUGGCCACGAACAGUGGAAUUUACACCUGUGAAGCCAGCAACGCCGUCACCGGGCUGAGCACCUCCGUUAACCACAAGCUGUCCGUCAAAGAGGAGGGAACACUGGAUGAGGGUCUGACUGGCGGGCAGAUCGCUGGGAUCGUCAUCGGCGUGCUUAUCGCCCUGGUGCUCAUCAUCGUAGGGGUCCGCUACAUGAGACGGAAAAAAACACCGAUCGAGUCGCCGUACUAGAAGAGAUCCCCGAGGAAAGCUGGAGCUAUCAGCCCAAAGAAUCAGCCAAUUAUUCCCCUCAAGAUCCAUCGCUGCAGUCUGGAAGACCAAUCAGGUGGAAACCUCCCCCAAGUCGGUUCAGCAAUACAAACGUUUCAUCACAAAGCCCACAUAACCACAGGGGUCACAACAUCCCUCCCUAGGAGCUGGUCAUCUCCUUUGAAAAUGGUGGUGUGUCUGGGACUCUGGGUCCUUGUGCUUGGAUUGGACCGGAAAGCUCCAACGCAUCUAUCCCAUCUAACAUCUAUCUGUCUGUAUGGACUUAUAUUCCUUCACACACCUUCCCUCCUCUCCAUCCAGCCCAUUGGCUAAGGUAAACAGCUUCUAACCACUCCCUGGGAUGCUCACCUCCUUCGCAAAACAGAGGAAUGUCAUCGCUUACAUCAAUUUCUCCACAUAUUCCUUAGGAAAUGAAAUACAUAGACUUGAGCGAUGGUGGUGCCCUGUCCGUAACGAAUGAUCCUUUCAGCUUUGCGAAACUGGAGGAGGAUUUAGUGGGGGCAAUAUAAUGUAGAAGAUUGUAAGGCUGAGUCACUUGGUCACUCCUCACCGAUCACAACAUCAAGGCGAAUGGGCAAAUAUCGUCUGAAACUUUCAAACAACUGACGGACACAGGUUCAUAAAUCUGACGUUACCACCUCUGCUUGAUCCCAAGGGUAGCUUUUUUUUACAUCUGCAAGAUCUGCUCGUAAGAGCUUCAUGUUAAAAGAGCAACGACAAGAUCCAACACGCAGCAAAUGUUAGGGGGAGAAAGAAAAGGUAAGAAUGUUUUUGUGGGCAAAGACAUUCUUUGGUUUUGGAGGGAAAAUGUCUGUGAGUCAGGGCUGUGCUAAUGAGUUUCGUUAUUUGUUGUAUCCCACGUUUCAAAUGGAUCCAUCGUUGAAAUUUGAAUAUUGUUUGUAUUAUUUUGGCUUUUGUAGUAUAAUACAAAAAAAAAAAUAGAAAAAGUAUGUUUUUAGGACCAUAAAUGAACAACUGCCAUUUUAUGUUAACUGUAACACAACCCCUUUUACCUACUUUUUAGCUUUGUGAAAAAUGACAUCCUUGUUUUUAGUCACUAGUAUUUAUUUUUUUGUAACCUUAGUUGAAUAGAUUGAGCUGGCGGUGUGUGUGUUUUUUUUUUUUUUUAUCCAAUAAA
Messenger RNA from Oncorhynchus mykiss (rainbow trout), 2900 nucleotides. RefSeq names its product cell adhesion molecule CEACAM1. NCBI's taxonomy places the organism in Eukaryota, Metazoa, Chordata, Actinopteri, Salmoniformes, Salmonidae. The record is from RefSeq and is a predicted model, not a curated record.